AUGACGCUAAACUCUAAAGAGUACAAGUUAAUAAUCGAAGAAGAGCCAGGUGUCAAUCUCACACCAACUCCUUCAGAACAAACUAUAAACAUAAAGAAAACCCAAACGCAACCUUCCUUUAUAUCAAUUAUUACAGCAGGUAGUACUCUUCCAAUCUUGACUUACUGUGGUGCCAGUAUUUUGAUGACCGUAACAAAUAAAUAUGUUUUAUCUGGUUAUGAUUUCAAUAUGAACUUUUUAUUAUUAUGCAUUCAGUCAAUAGUAUGCGUUUUUCUCCUCCAAGUCUUCAAAUUAUUUAACUUGGUUACUUAUCGAGAAUUGGAUUAUGUGAUAUCUCAAAAGUGGUUUAUAAUUGCAAUGAUGUUGGUUGCUAUGAUUUAUACGGGAAGCAAGAGUUUGCAAUAUCUUUCAAUUCCUGUAUAUACGAUUUUUAAAAAUUUAACAAUUAUUCUUAUUGCAUAUGGAGAGGUAUUAUGGUUUGGUGGGGCUAUAACAAGAUUAACGAUGGCCA
Messenger RNA from Diversispora eburnea, 511 nucleotides. The record is from the annotation of a GenBank genome assembly. Lineage: Eukaryota; Fungi; Glomeromycota; Glomeromycetes; Diversisporales; Diversisporaceae.